CCUGAACGUUCCGGCGGCGGCGGGCGGGGCUGGCACGGCCCAGCCCACUGCGGCAGCGGCGGGCGGAGCGCGAAGGUUGAGAAGCGGGGGAGCCUUGAGGAGGUCUGCGAUCCACAAAACACAAUCGGGUGAUUCGUUCUGAGGAUACCGGGAACCCGUGGGAGUGCUCAGCCUCCUCCCGUCCGCUGCCGUCCGUCCAGCCGCCUCGCAGCUGCCAGGGAUCCCGAUUCCAGAGGCCUUUCCCUCCCCGAGGCAGCGGCUGCCUUCCCCUGAGUGAGUGCCCGAGAAACUGAAUACUACCUCCAAAUGGCUGGGUCAGGUAGAGGAAGAGGGCGUGCUUCGUUUACCUUCAACAUUGAGGCUAUUGGAUUUGGUAACGGUGCAGCUCUACCUGAUGUCAUCUGUAAGCCUCCACCACCAUUUCCAAGUACAGACAAUAAGCCAGUGCCUCUGAAAACAGGAGAAGAUGAAGACUACAUGUUGGCCUUAAAACAAGAUCUUAGAGGAACUAUGAAAAGAAUGCCGUACUUUUUGACAGUAGAAGAAGAAAAUCAAGCAAUUGAGAGGUACAGUCAAAAGUACCAGGACAGUGAAAAGGAGCAGAAAACAUGGACUCCAGAUUGGAGAAGACUCCCAAGAGAGAUGAAACCAAAGAAGACAACCAAAAAAGGUGCAAAACCAAAAAAGGCAAAAAACUUUGAGCCUAAAAGUAAUCUGGAUGUGAUAAAAAAAAUUGAGGAGUUGGAAAAGAAGGAUGAUGAAGAAGAAAAAUCUGAAGAUGAGAAAGACAAAACAAAAGACAAAGAAGGUGAAGAUGAUGAAGAAGCAGAAGAACCAGAUGAAUAUGAUGAAGAGGAACAUGAAGAGGAAAAUGACUACAUUUCCUCCUAUUUUGACGAUGGAGAUGACUUUGGUGAUGGCAGUGAUGACAAUAUGGAUGAAGCAACAUACUAACUGUGGUUGCCAGGUGCUACACUGCUCAAGCCUUACACUACUUGAAGUAGAAUUCUGGAGGUAGGCUGAAUAUCAACAGACCUAAUGCUUUAGCUCUAUUGGUUUUAAGCAGACUCUCCAAAACCACAUUGGAGUUUAAUUGUAUUAUGCUGUAAAAGAGGAUAUGAGAUCCUUUGUUUUGUUCUUUUGCCAAGUGUUUUCAGAUAUGCGCCUUUUUAAGGUCUUCUGGAGUAAGCUAUAUGCCAUUGUGUCGCCUCUGCACAGAAAAAGAAUGUAUGCAUUUUACUUGAAAUUGUGCCUAAGCAUUUGCACUAGUCAGUUCUGUGCCUCAGCAGUGAAAUCUUGAAACCAGUCAUGAAAUUCUUGAUGAAUGCAGCAAAAGAGAUAUGGCCUUUAUGGCCAUAAACUGCUUGCAUUUGGCAGCUGACUUCUCUAAGAAGCUUAUGUAACUUCUGAGUUCAGGUGACUAGAAAUAAUUGAUGACUAAGCACUUUAAUAUAAACUGACUUGAAAAAACCUUAGAAAUAUAGACAAACAAUAUGACAGUAAUUUGAAAAGCCAUUACUGUAGUUAGAAGAAUACAUUGCCUUUAGUAUUUUGGUAAAAUGUAUUACCUUACCUUUAUGAAUCACCUUAAGUCAUAAUUAAGGACAAUUUGAUUUAAAAAGAAUAUAUGGCAGAAGUUAGGAAAUUACAAAAUCGUGGUUUCACCAGUUAGUGAAAAUUUCAGUCCUUUGCCUCAGUUUCUCUGCCUGUUACAGACUUUCUUACCUCACAGAGCUGUUAAGUGAGAAGGCAGAUAUGUAUCUAUGUAAUUGUUAAUGCAUUUGUUUACUUCCUACAGAACAAACAAGACAGAAACAGACAGCAAAUCAAUAGAAAAUAAAAAACAAAAAUGUAAGAAAAAAUGUGGUGCAGUAUUUUAAUGCAUGAGGUUUUAAUUAGAAAAGCAAGGGGAGAAUGCUAAGAAUAGCAAAACCAGAAUGUUUGGAAACAUCAAUUUUAUUUAAGAACAAAAGCUGAAGUUUUGAAAAUUUAUAACUGAGUUUGAAUAAUACAGUAACAGUGCAUUCUUUGUGUCAUCUUUUGAUGGUACAAAAUAUUAUUCGUCAGUGUAAUUACAUUACUACUGAUUGUUGUAGUUUUUUGGGUUUGGGGGGUUUUUUGGAUUUUUUUUUUUUUUUUUUUUUUUACUUUCUUAAAACAUGUUCCUAUUAAUCAGUGCUGUUACUGGCUCUAAUGAAAAGUUUCAAACAAAAUCAAUUAUUUUUAUCAGCAAAGGAAACUACAGUAGUUUUCCUUGCAUGUCUGGCAUUCUGUCAAGCAGUACUUCACCUCACUUGUGACUGGAAACAGUUCUGCAUUAUUCUAUGCACUUCUAUAUGCAGUAAGAAUUUAGUCCUUAAGGUGUAGCUUUUAAAUGUUCUAAUAAAAUACAUAUCAUAUGUAAAGGAAAUUAAACUAAAAUGCUAUGCAGGUCACACCUCAGAGAUAUAUCACUUUUAUUUUGAAGUGUUUAUUGAAUACAAAUGUUUAAUAAAGAUUCUACUGCAUUGCAUAGGAAAUACAUUCUUUCAGUUUUCUUUUUAACAUCACGCAUCAGCAGUUAGGUGUGCUUGCUUCUUUGUAUGUGAUAUACAAAACAGAGAUAGAAGAUGUGAAUGAGGUAAGCGUGCUGAAAACUAAACUCACUUGCCAUAAGUGUAA
Corapipo altera (White-ruffed manakin) is the source of this 2661-nucleotide messenger RNA. It is a transcript of the gene POLR3G, whose product is annotated as RNA polymerase III subunit G. NCBI's taxonomy places the organism in Eukaryota, Metazoa, Chordata, Aves, Passeriformes, Pipridae. Bases 307 to 954 code for a protein of 215 amino acids. The record is from RefSeq and is a predicted model, not a curated record. The transcript is spliced from 9 exons. Gene Ontology annotation, biological process: transcription by RNA polymerase III. Gene Ontology annotation, cellular component: RNA polymerase III complex.